Molecule: messenger RNA, 2741 nt
Organism: Cladophialophora immunda
Lineage: Eukaryota; Fungi; Ascomycota; Eurotiomycetes; Chaetothyriales; Herpotrichiellaceae
Exons: 1
Coding region: 104-2671 (855 amino acids)
Biological process (GO): chloride transport; intracellular copper ion homeostasis; intracellular iron ion homeostasis
Cellular component (GO): Golgi apparatus; membrane; fungal-type vacuole
Molecular function (GO): voltage-gated chloride channel activity
Source: RefSeq, a predicted model, not a curated record
UACAUGCAUAUUACUUCUCACCAUCGCCAACCUGCGCACGGAAUGUGAACACGCUUGAUCCACAGACUCGUCCUCCUUCGGCCAUGCUAAUUGAUCCGAUGUUAUGACCUCGCGCGUCUCCUCUUCCACGUCCGCCUCUGCCUCUGGCCGCCGACCCUCCGUCUCAGCCAGGCGACUCUCCAGGAGGCUCUCGUCCCUCUCAGGCCUAGAAAAUGGCGAGGCGCCCGCUCGAGUCGCACCAGCGGCACAGGCCAUCACAGAAGAGAUUGCAGAGAUAAAAAGAUAUGAGGAUUUCACCACGAUUGACUGGGUCCAGGAUGCCGCCCAGGAACAACUGCGCCGCCUCGCCCGGCGGAAAGAGUCAAAGUUCUUUGAGAGGGACGGCGUCUUGGGCUGGCGGCGCAAGCUGUGGGAGUCCUAUGAUGCUGCACAAGCAUGGAUCGUCAUCACGCUGGUGGGGAUCGUUAUUGGUGUCAAUGCGGCUGCUCUGAACAUCAUCACCGAGUGGCUGUCCGACAUCAAGAUGGGGUAUUGCACAACCGCCUGGUAUCUCAAUGAAGGCUUCUGCUGCUAUGGCUCCGAGGAAGGCUGUGACGAAUGGAAGCGAUGGACGUCGGUCGCCAUCGUCAAUUACUUCGUCUACGCCAUUUUCGCCGUGCUCCUGUCAUUCGUUUCUGCCUACUUGGUCAAGUCCUACGCUCCCUACGCUGCCGGUUCCGGUAUCUCCGAGAUCAAAUGCAUCAUCGCGGGCUUUGUCAUGAAGGGCUUUCUUGGCUUUUGGACCUUUUUCAUCAAGUCCAUUUGCUUGCCUCUGGCCAUCGCUUCCGGGCUCUCUGUUGGCAAGGAGGGCCCAAGUGUCCAUUACGCCGUGUGCGUGGGAAACGUCAUCUCUCGAUUCUUCGACAAGUACAAACGCAGUGCCUCAAAAACCCGGGAGAUCUUGACAGCAACCGCUGGAGCUGGAGUGGCCGUCGCGUUCGGCAGUCCCAUUGGUGGUGUGCUGUUCUCCCUGGAAGAGAUGGCGUCUUAUUUUCCACUCAAGACUCUGUGGAGGAGUUAUUUCUGCGCCCUUGUUGCGACAGCCGUGCUAAGCGCAAUGAAUCCCUUCCGCACCGGUCAGCUUGUCAUGUUCUCCGUCAAGUACGACCGAGAUUGGCACUUUUUCGAGAUCUUCUUCUACAUCAUCCUCGGCAUCUUCGGUGGGCUCUAUGGCGCCUUUGUCAUAAAGUGGAAUCUCAGAGCUCAAGCAUUCCGAAAGAAAUAUCUGUCCAAGUACGCAAUUCCGGAGGCUGUCAUUCUGGCCGGAGCGACUGCGCUUCUGUGCUACCCCAACAUGUUUCUGAGAAUAGACAUGACCGAGAUGAUGGAGAUGUUGUUCCGAGAGUGUGAGGGCGAUUACGACUAUAACGGACUUUGCGAGGCAAAGAAUCGGCUCUCCCUCAUCGGGUCUUUGCUGGUCGCGACUCUCUUGCGCAUAUUUCUUGUUAUCAUUUCCUACGGGUGCAAAGUGCCUGCAGGUAUAUUCGUACCGUCUAUGGCGAUUGGAGCCUCAUUUGGCCGCAUGUUGGGGAUGAUCGUGCAAUGGCUGUAUGAGACAUUUCCCGACUCAAAAUUCUUCUCCGCUUGUCAACCCGACGUGCCAUGCAUCACCCCUGGCACGUACGCCUUUCUGGGAGCAGGCGCAGCACUCAGUGGGAUCAUGCAUUUGACCAUUUCGGUCACUGUUAUCAUGUUCGAACUGACUGGGGCACUAACAUACAUACUUCCAACGAUGAUUGUGGUCGGUGUCACCAAAGCGGUGGGAGACCGAUUUAGCAAAUCCGGCAUCGCAGAUCGGAUGAUCUCCUUCAGCGGCUUCCCGUUCCUCGACAACAAAGAGGAACAUUCUUUUGGCGUGUCGGUGUCGCAGGUCAUGACUGGCAACAUCACGAUGCUCCCUGCGACAGGAAUGGAGGUCAAGGCGGUGCGGAAAUUACUCGAUGACACAUCCUAUUCCGGGUUUCCGAUUGUGGAAGACAAGGACUCGAGAAUUCUCGUGGGCUAUAUCGGGAGGACCGAGCUCCAAUUCGCGAUCGAUCGAGCCAAAAGGCAGGGUGCGUUAGCCUCAGACGCCAAAUGCAUAUUUGCGAGUGAACGGGAAGAUGGCACCGAAACACUCGCACCCCUCAGUCCGACUGUUACCUUGGAUUCGGCGACGGUACAAAGCGUGGAUUUCAGCCCAUUCAUUGAUGCGACUCCCAUAUCUGUCCAUCCUCGCUUGCCGCUCGAGACGGUCCUGGAGAUUUUUAAGAAGAUGGGUCCACGUGUCAUCCUCGUCGACCACCAUGGUCGUCUCGAAGGGCUGGUCACUGUGAAAGAUUGCUUGAAGUACCAAUUUAAGGUCGAAGCACAAGAGCAUUCCGCGGCUGUGAGGGACGAGUCUGUAAUACAGAAUGACCGACUCGUCGAUGCUUUUGGUAAGGCCGUCGAUUACAUCGCGGAUAAGAUCAACAAUCUAUCCCGUGGCAGGCUAAGGCUGAGCCCUAGGACUGCUAGCGGAUGGACGAGAGUGGCUGGAGACGAUAGACGACGCGACUUCGCAGACGACUACAGCCACGAAAACGAGAUAUUGGACGGGACCGAGGAUGUGGCUGAGCAUGGUCAGGAAGGCGUCGAACUAGAUACAAGGUAAAAGACGGUUGGAAUCUAUAAUGUACAUUUGCACAGUUAGCGAAAGUCAACACAUCCUUCGUCACUAUCGA